Molecule: messenger RNA, 3728 nt
Organism: Myxocyprinus asiaticus (Chinese sucker)
Lineage: Eukaryota; Metazoa; Chordata; Actinopteri; Cypriniformes; Catostomidae
Product: tetratricopeptide repeat protein 39A-like
Exons: 20
Coding region: 161-2023 (620 amino acids)
Molecular function (GO): protein binding
Source: RefSeq, a predicted model, not a curated record
ACUCUUCACUAAAAGUCGUGUAAAAGGGCCCUUUGUGAAAAAAAUAAACUUGCUUGCUUUUGUUUGGAACGACUCAUCGAGUGGCGUCCCCUUCCCGAAGUGCCCUUCAAGGGCGCAAAAAUGCCUUUUGAAAACGCCUAAAAUCUCUUUUAUUGUGGCAAUGGGUUUCUCCACACCUCCCUGUCUCACAUGCAGGAACAACGACUGUAGAGAAACACACGUCCAGCUUUACUUCGCAAACAUAAGUGCAGUGAUCACCUGUAAUAGGGAUCCUCUCAAGACUGAAGAGUCACUGGUCAGCCCCACUUCUCCACCACAGUCACCUAUCAUAGAGAAAGACGGGCUGGACCCUGUCAUCACUGAUUAUGGGUCGGAGAAAUCUGACCUGUCAGUGGCUCUUCAAGACUGCAUGGCAGCACUGGAUCUGUUCCUGCAAAAUGAAUUUGACGGGGCUCUGACCAGACUUAAGAGCAGGAAUACAGAAAGCAUGUACCAUGCGCUCACAUAUGCCACCAUACUGGAAAUGCAGGCCAUGAUGACCUUCAACCCGGAGGAUAUCUUGGCAGCAGGAAACACCAUGAAAGAGGCACAGGCUGUGUGUCAAAGAUACCGUAAAAAGUCUUCCUUCAACAGCAAAAACUCCACAGAAGAGGAGCUCCAUGCUGAAGUGUGCUAUGCUGAAUGCCUCCUCCAGAGAGCAGCACUCACUUUCCUUCAGGAUGAAAAUAUGAUCAGCUUCAUAAAGGGAGGGAUGAAAGUGAGGAACAGCUAUCAGAUAUACAAGGAGCUACAUACAGUCCUGAAGUCCUCAGGUUAUGUUCAUGGUGACAAUCAUGGUCAUUUUGAAGGAGGUGUUAAGCUUGGUGUUGGGGCCUUUAAUCUGAUGCUGUCGCUGUUGCCAACAAGGACUCUCAGAUUGUUGGAAUUUGUUGGCUUCUCUGGUAACAAAGAUUUUGGUCUACAGCAGCUCCAGGAGGGCUCUGCUGAGUACACGUUUAGGUCUUUCUUGUGUAACAUGUUGUUACUUUGCUACCACACCUUCAUGAGCUUCAUUCUGGGCACUGGAGAGGGAGAUGUGGAGGAUGCAGAAAAACUUCUGCAGCCUUAUCUGAAAAUGUAUCCAAAGGGAUCCAUUUUCCUGUUUUUCGCUGGUCGAAUAGAGGUAAUUAAAGGAAACCUGGAAGCUGCUAUCAAGCGUUUCGAGGAGUGCUGUGAAGCGCAGCAGAACUGGAAGCAGUUCCAUCACAUGUGUUACUGGGAGCUCAUGUGGUGUUUCACCUAUAAGAGACACUGGAAGAUGGCCUACUUCUAUGCAGAUCUGCUCAGCAAAGAGAACACCUGGUCUAAGUCCACAUAUGCAUAUAUGAAAGGUGCUUACCUCAGCAUGCUGAGUCGUGAGGAAUGCCAGCCGUUUGGGGAGAACGAGGUGGCUUUGUUUAGGCAAGUUCAAGGUCUGAAACAGAAAAUAGCUGGGAAGUCAUUGCCCACAGAGAAGUUUGCAAUCAGAAAAGCUCGACGCUACAACUCAGACAAUCCCAUUCCUCUUCCUGCACCUCCAUUGGAAAUGAUGUAUAUCUGGAAUGGCUACACUGUGAUAGGGAAGCACAAGGACCUGACAGAGGGAAUGCUGAAGACCUUGGACGAGGCCCAACAGAAGCUUGAGCAACACCCAAGGACUGAGUUCACUACGGAUGACCAAUGUGUGGUUAGUCUACUGAAGGGGCUUUGUCUCAAACACUUGGGCCACAAGGAGGAAGCCGAACAUUACUUCACUCUCGUCCUCUGCAAUGAGAGUCAGAUUAAAUAUGACCACUACCUGGUGCCCAAUGCUCUUCUGGAACAUGGUUUACUAUGUUUGGAGGAGGACAGAGUAGAGGAGGCCAUCAGACUUCUGGAGACAGCCAAGCAAAAUUACAAGAACUACUCCAUGGAAUCACGGACACAUUUCCGGAUCCAGGCAGCACUACAUAAGGCACGAGGCACAGCUGAGAAUGGAAACCACUGCUCACCCUCCAGCCCUUAGCAGUUAGGGGUCACCACUGGUGUCACAACAGCCAUGAUUAGGCUUGACGCGGGGUGGGGAUAAUACAGAUAAUACAGGAUAUUGAACCACAGGUGUAUGAAUAUGAGACAUAGUGCAGUUCAAUCACGAUGAAGUAAUGACAUCAUGCAGUUAUGAUGUCACAGAAAUUGUAUCAUGCUAUUAUAAUAUUGUGAAUGUACUAUUAUUGUUAUUAUUAAUAAUAGUACAGUUAUUAUACAAUAACAACAACAAUAUUCUAGCUAGCACAUCAGGUUAAUAACAUGACCUCUCAAAUCACACAUCUGUCAGUCAUUUUGGCUGUUUUUAGAAGUCUUAUAAUAAUGCUUUCCACAACUACCAUAGAAACUGUGGUCGUGCAGUGACAACAGUAGUCUAGACGUACUGUAGCUGUGCCUUAUGGCUAACCGUAAUAUAUGUUUUAUUUGCAUUUAAAGCACAUGUGCACAACUUUUAGUUUACUUUUUAAUCUUUGGAGGUUAAUAGGUCAUUAAAAAAUGUUCCAGAGUUUUGAAAUCAUGGGUUACUCUUUGGUUAGAGUACUCUGGGCUUGUUAAAUCUCAUGGAUAUGAUGAAUCCUGUUCUCAACUUAAUUUGUAUCAUAUUUAACACUGUCUUGGUGUUUCUGUUUGCAUUGUUAGUCUGUUAACAAAAAAAAGAAAACAUGUUUAUUUUAACAGCAUAAAAAGACUAUCAAAAUUGAAGAAUUGUUAAGAGUUUUUACUAGGAGUUUGUGGGUUUAUUUAGCUAUUUCUUUUUAGUAUUUAUUCACUGUUAUGGCGCCUUUGAAAACUGUCCUAUUUUAAGUGGGCAAGCUGAAUUUGUCUUUUAGAAAGGCAGUCUCCUUCAUGUGGACUUGAUCCAGAUCGUACUUGAGCUCAAACAAACAAGUCUUUUAGAUACAUGCAGGACAGGCUGGCGUGCCAGCUCCAACCGGCAUGAGGGAUGCACUGAAAACCACUACAGACUUACAUUUUGAAAAGAGAGAAAAUUUUAGCUGGUUCAGGACAGAGGAUUGUAUUCUAUUCAGAUUAUAAAUGCUACUGUAUAAAGCUUUUUCCAAUUGUGUUCAACUAACUAAACCCAGCUGCAACAUUGUUCUUAAAUGCAUUGUAUUUUUUCAAAUGUAGUUUUAGUUAGACAGUCCUGCACAGCAAAGCCUAUUCUAAAGUGUGUUUUAAAUGAAUUCAUCCCAGAUUAGUUUAAUAGAUUUGGAAGGAAUCUUCCUACUGCAAUGUAUUCUUUAUAGUGCCUUUUUUAUGAGACCCAGUCCUACACAAAGUCAAAUUUACAUAAUGGAAAAACAAUCAUCAGGUCAUUUUGAAAUCAUAUGUUUGCUCAGAAAUGUCAUAGCAUACUUAUAACAAGAAAGUGUUGUAAUGCAACUGAAUUUAACACCUGGUUUGAUAUUAACUGCUUCAGUAGUUCUGUAAAUUUGAUGUAUUGAAAGAUGUGACCACUGGAAAAUCACGUUGUCUCACAGGUGUUAGAACAGAAAUAUAUGAAAAAGAAUGAUAUAUGGUGUUUGUUUGUUUAUUUAUUUAUUUUAAUUCCUACUUAUUUAGAUUGAUUUUACAGGGUAUGGGCUAUAGAGGUCAGCAAAUCCUGUAUGUGGUGCAUGGCUAUGCAAACAGACAUUCUUGUAAAUAUCGACUUUACAUUUUCUAAUUGAAAAUUAAAUUAUAUA